AAUGAAGUUCAAAGUAGAAGUGGUGAUAUAGUGCUUCCUUUCACAAGUUGAAUACAACCAACCUACUUAACCAUAGUGAACUUGUAGAUGGAAUCUUGAAACUGUCACUGCCGGCCGGCUGUUUUCGUUACAUCCCAACAAUCCCCUACACAUUCGGCCUUUAACUGCACUACCUCUGCCAUGGCUACUCGCCUAGCAGCUAUCAUACGCAACUCUUUAAACGAUGACGAUUUCCUCCUCCUUAAGCAAACGCCCCCGCCUAAGUUCGGUGACGACGAGUAUGAUUCCUACGUGGAUUCCGAUAUCUGGGAUUUGCCUUCUACACAAUUGUCCCUGCUAGAAGGGCGAUCCACAUCUACAAUCUCGAUUCAAGGCCAGGAGUUGUGUUCCGACAAGCUUAAUUUGAACAUAUUUGACUUCAAUCUGUCUCUCAACCAGGUUUUGACUCAAACAGGAUUGUUGACCUUAACAGGAGUUGAGUGGAAAUUCUAUAUGUUGGUAGAGGAACCUGAAUUCGGGCCAGGAUUACCCUUGCAAACAGUUUUUAUUACCGGAAGAUUGGCUCCUGGAAAUGAAGAUUUUGAAGGAUUAUGCAAAUGGGUGUCAAUCCAGAGUUGUCUGAGCUCUCUUCUUCAAGUAGAACCAGGCAGUGAGCGUGUUGGACCUUUGGUUGUCACUGGUCUUCUGAAUCACACAAUCAAAUCUGGAAUGUGGAAAGUGCCUAACACCUUAAAUUUUCAGGAAUAUCCACCUGGUGUGAAAGUCAUACCUAUGAAAAGCAGAACAGGAAAACCAUUCCAUACUACUAAUUUAGUUGUAUUUGCUCCAGAUCGUGUUCCUCAUAUGUCUGGAGAUAAUGGUUUUGUUGCUUCAGGAGAUGCAUUAAUAGUCGAUCCAGGUUGCCUAACUCAAUUCCAUGAACAGCUUCAGGAGAUAAUAGUUUCUUUGCCUAGAAAGCUACUUGUCUUCAUCACUCAUCACCACAACGAUCAUGUGGAUGGCCUUUCAGUGAUCCAAAAGAACAAUCCUGAUGCCAUACUUUUAGCCCAUGAAAAUACCAUGCAGCGCAUUAAAAAAGAUAGUUGGUCCAAUGGAUACACGAAGGUUACUGGUGAUGAUGAAAUAUGUGUUGGUGAUCAGCGAUUGAAAGCUAUUUUUGCUCCGGGUCACACAGAUGGGCAUAUGGCGCUACUGCACAAGAGCACUCAUUCACUAAUUGUAGGUGAUCAUUGUGUAGGUCAGGGGAGUGCAGUGCUGGAUGUUACUUCUGGUGGAAAUAUGUCUGAAUACUUCGAAACAACUUACAAAUUUAUGCAGAUUUCUCCACAUGUUUUAAUUCCCAUGCAUGGGAGGCUUAACCUAUGGCCAAAGCAGAUGCUUUGUUCAUAUCUCAAAAAUAGGAGAGGUAGAGAAACUACAAUCUUGGAAGCAAUUGAAGACGGAGCUAGAACAUUGUUUGACAUUGUUGCAUAUACAUAUGCUGAGGUUGAUCGUAGUGUAUGGAUUUUUGCUGCAUCAAAUGUGAGACUUCAUGUGGAUUACCUCGCUCAACAAAAUAGGUUACCAACGGAUUUUUCAGUUGACAAGUUCAAGAGAAGCUGUGGAGUUUGUUUCUUUUUACGGUGGAUAUGGGGCUACAUAAGUAGUAAUAUGUUUCAUUUCAAAUACUCAAAACUGACUAUCACUGGCUUGCUACUGUGUUGUUCUCUGUCUGUGCUAAUCUUUUCCUUGACUCUGAGUAAGAGUGACAACUGAAAUAGAAGAGAAGUAUGAAAAGGGAGGGAGAGAGGGAGGGAGGAGAAAGAUAAUAUGCUAAGGGUGUUUUUUUUUUAAACUUUUUUAUUUAUUUUACUUUUGUAGUAGUUAUCGUUAAUGAACUAUAUAACACAUUUUGGACA
Molecule: messenger RNA, 1898 nt
Organism: Impatiens glandulifera
Lineage: Eukaryota; Viridiplantae; Streptophyta; Magnoliopsida; Ericales; Balsaminaceae
Exons: 12
Coding region: 181-1755 (524 amino acids)
Cellular component (GO): plastid
Source: RefSeq, a predicted model, not a curated record